This is a messenger RNA of Procambarus clarkii (red swamp crayfish), 1366 nucleotides long. RefSeq lists its product as uncharacterized. NCBI's taxonomy places the organism in Eukaryota, Metazoa, Arthropoda, Malacostraca, Decapoda, Cambaridae. The record is from RefSeq and is a predicted model, not a curated record.
CCCCCCAGCUCAGAGACGGUCGUUUCUAUCGAGGGAGUGAGACAGUGCGACACAGACGAUACGAGAGUGAGAACCAGGAGACUAAGACAGGCGUUAGGGCCAGCAAGACCUCCGGCAGGAUACAAGGAGCUUCGUCAGUGUGUUGCAUGCACUCUACGGGCAGCACUGACCCCUAGCUGGAUAGUAGGAAAAACAAGUGGAUAGCGGAUACUCACUAGGGCAGCACUGAAUCUGGCAGAACAAUAGGAACGGCGCCGGCAUUGUGGAUAGGCGCUAGGACAACAGAGGACGUCUCUGGGACAGUUGAAACGACGUCAGGACAGCGAGGCUGAUUUUGUGCAGUGGUGGAGCUGCCUGUGCUCUCGUCAGCCACCGUUGUUGUCCUGUUAUUUUGUCAGCAUUUCACGGAGACGCUCAUUUUCGCGGAGAGAAUGACAGGCGCGUGGUUGUGUGUGUUGGUGGCGUUGGUCGGGCUCCAGGAGGCUGAGGCUGGUGUCAGGGUGGACAAAAAGCCGUGGGAUACGGACUACGACGCAGAGUCCGAGGACAGCGGGAGCCUCCAUUACGGCAGGAGCCUGGAGAUGGAGAGUGACGAGGUCAGGAAACCCGAGCAAGGUGCGAGGGGGGCUGGUAGUGGGCAAAAGAAGCCCGUGCAGGCCGACGUUGAAGACAACAAAAUCCACAUCCUGUCGCAAAGUAAGAAGGAGGCUUUGAAAAAGAAGGCUCAGGACCAGCGGAUGAAGGUCCCACUCAAGGCCAGUGAGGUCGCCGUAAAUGUUUUGAAAAGGAUAAUGGAGCCGUUCUUGAAAGAAGACUGUCUGGAGCUCGUCCUGUGCCACAUGGGCCGGGCCUUCUCCAGCAUCCCGAUGGUGAAGAUGGGAGUGGGGAUAAUGGUGGCUCAGGUCCCCGCCCAGUACUACGACUACGCCAACGCCUUCGUCACGGGCGUUAUGGACUCCCGUUGCUCCUACCACUGUGCUAUGCUCUACCCUCGCGAGGAAUUGUGAGGAGGAAGAGACGGGGGAGGGAGAUGGUUUAAGGGCUCCUGAGGGGUGGGGGUCAGUGGUUCUUUUUGGGAGGGUGGGUUUCUUGAGGGUGAUUUCCAGGUUCUCUAAGGUGGGUGGUUCCCGGGGUCCCUUUCGAGGGGGUGGAGGGAGAGGGAGGGGGGGGGGGGGUAGUAGUUUCCUGGGGGAGGUGGGAGGUUUCUAAGGCUUUUGAUAGUGAUAUUUUCUUUAGCAUUUUUUUAUAAUGUAAUAAACUGAUAGAUAAGACAGAGGUUUGCUUGACAAUGUGAUCUGCUUGUGAUCAAACAAAUUGUGAUAAAACUGAUGUUGAUCAAAUUGAUAUUAAUAAAAUGUUUAGUGCU